Messenger RNA from Bombina bombina (fire-bellied toad), 480 nucleotides. RefSeq names its product complexin-4-like. The transcript has 3 exons. The record is from RefSeq and is a predicted model, not a curated record. Gene Ontology annotation, molecular function: syntaxin binding. Gene Ontology annotation, cellular component: SNARE complex; terminal bouton. NCBI's taxonomy places the organism in Eukaryota, Metazoa, Chordata, Amphibia, Anura, Bombinatoridae. Gene Ontology annotation, biological process: synaptic vesicle exocytosis; regulation of neurotransmitter secretion; neurotransmitter transport. Bases 1 to 480 code for a protein of 159 amino acids.
AUGGCCUUCCUGCUGAAGACAAUGAUGGGCUCUUCUAUGAAAAAUCUGGGAAAUAACUUGACUGGAGGUGAAACCGAACAGAAGGAAAACACAGAUGGGAAAGAGACAGCAGAAUCCAAAGGCAUGUCAAGAGAGGAAUUUGAGGAGUAUCAGAGGCAGCUGGUGGAGGAAAAGAUUGAAAGGGAUCACGCCUUUGCACAAAAGAAAGCAGAGCGGGCCACAGUAAGAAUGCACAUGCGGGACAAGUACAGACUACCACAGAGUGAGAAGGAUGAUGCUCAGAUUCAAAUGGUGGGAGGUGAUGUCGAUUUACCUGAGGAUCUGGCUAAGAUGGUGCAGGAGGAUGAGGAGGAGGAAGAAGACCAGAACUCACUCUUGGCGAUGCUGCCGGACCUUGAUAUUGAUGCCCUGAAGAUACGAGCACAGGGAACGAUCACUGAGGUGAAGAGGGUAGCUGAGGAGAAAUGUCAGAUUAUGUGA